This is a messenger RNA of Besnoitia besnoiti, 2130 nucleotides long. RefSeq names its product zinc finger, C3HC4 type (RING finger) domain-containing protein. The coding region runs from base 1 to 2130 and encodes 709 amino acids. The transcript has 8 exons. The record is from RefSeq and is a predicted model, not a curated record. NCBI's taxonomy places the organism in Eukaryota, Apicomplexa, Conoidasida, Eucoccidiorida, Sarcocystidae.
AUGGCGGGCGUGCGCGUGCGGUUCCACACCUACGCGCUGGUGUCGCUGUUGAGCGUCGUCGCGCUGCUUCUGCGGACCUGGUAUCUUCACGAAGAGUUCUACACCGUCGUCGCAGUGUUGAGCACGGGGAAGAUUGCGCUGGCGCUGCUCUACAACUUUGCGUUGAUGCUAUUUUUGGGCCUGGGCAAGCUCGCGGUGCGACUCAUGGUCGGGCACCUGCGCGACCUCGAAGUCGAGCAAAUCCUCGACAGCGGCCGCGGCUUCCUUCUCGACACCGUCCUCUUCCUCGUCCUUUCUUCGCCGACGCUCGAGGGCUCAGAAGUCUCCAGCUACGCACUGGCCAAGUUCCUCUUCAUCGUCGUCUCGCUGAAAACCGCCCACCUCGUCGUUCAAAUCCGUGGCUCCACGAUGUUCGAGGUGGGGCACCCGCGCGCGGGGGUUUUGUUGCGCCUCUGCGUGGUCCUCUUUUGUCUGCUUCUACUCGACUUCUGCGCAGUCCAUUUCUUCUUCGUCCACGCCAGCAAGGCCUCCACGUUCUACCUCUGGCUCCUCUUCGAGUGCUUAGGCAUGCUUGUCUCGUCGGCGAUCAGCAUCCUCAAAUUCGCCGCGCACAUCAUCGACGUCCGCCUUGACAACGGAUGGGCCUCCAAGUCUGCCGUCCUCUUCUAUCUGGAGCUCAUUCACGAUGUAACGAGUCUCGUGAUCUUCUUGCUCUUCAUGUCAGUGUUUUUCAUUACUCAACCGAGCCGGCUGCCGCUGUACAUGACUGCGGACAUCAUCCACGUCGUCAAGGCACUCUACAAGCGCAUCUUGUCCUUCAAAAAGUAUCGCGCACUCACGAAAAACCUCGAAACCAGGUUCCCGGACGCCACGGCUGACGAGUUGGAGGCGGCAGACACUUGCAUCAUCUGCAGAGACCUUCUUUUCGAGGGAUCGAAGAAGCUCCCUUGCAGCCACAUCUUCCACAUUGACUGUCUCCGUUCCUGGCUAGUCCAGCAGCAAUCCUGCCCGACGUGCCGCGCUGAAAUCCCCACUGACGACUCUGCUGCGCAGUCUCCGGCGCAGGCGCACACUGGAGCCGCAGAGCAGAGAUCUGAAGGCGAGAGAGGCGGAGACAGACCGCCGCCUUCCGUCGCUGCAGCGGCAGCGGCGCCGCCCACAGACCAGCCCGCCGGCGGAUAUGCAGGCCAGCAGAGCGAGACAGAGGCGCAGCAGAAGGGCACCGCCCGCUUUGUCGAGGACCCCCGAGGAGAAGUGGAACGGACUGACGCGCUGCCCGCAGGCGUGGGAGCGCCUCGCUUGGAAGCCCCGUGGAGCAGCCAUUCCGGAAACGCUUCUGUGGCCCAGGCGCUGCUGCAGGGAUUCCAGCUCGCCUGUCAAACGUGCGAGUUCUACCGAUUCCACGCUUCGUUAUGGAUGAUUGAGGCGCAACGAGCGCAGUUGGAGGCCUCGCGUCUGCAAGCGCUGCGCUCGUGUCAGGCGACGCAGCACAUACGUACUUGGGGCGCACACACGCAGAUCUCUGCAACACCGCAGUCUCCGUCAGGUGACGGUCUUGCGGCGGCGACGCCCGCGUCAGAAAGCGAGGCCGAUGCUGCGCCUGCGCCGCACGCUGCAGCGCCCAGCAACGGCCGCGAGUUUAUCGUCGUGUGCCCGAGCCAUUUGUUUUACCAGCAAAGCAACGCGGCGCUGCCGCAUCCACCAGGCCUGCCUUCCGUAAUGCCUCCCUUCGAAACGACACAGAUGCCCUCUGCAUUCGGAGGAUUUCCCUUCGUGGCUUCCAACGUUGCCCUCCCAAGACCAGACCAGUACGGCGUUGCGAAUGCGGAGUGGCUUCGACCAGUCCCAGGCGACACCUCAGCGGCGGCCGCGAGCGAACAGGGGCCGCUGUCGCAAACUCUUCCAGGCUUCCAGCCACCCGUUUUUCAGCAGUUGUGGCCGCAGUCUAGAGGGUACUACAGCGGGAGCCCGUAUGCACCGGCGGGCGCGGCAACGGCGACGCAUCCAGCCUCGUUGCAGCCGACGGCUGCUACAGUUUGCGCCGAAAAUACAAUUCUCGUCGGAGGCCAAGGCAAUGUAGAAGAGGCACGCACGAGGGAGGGCGGGCAGGAUAGUAGGCGCAAAUUGUAA